ACACUUCCGGUUGUGAUGGGAGCGGAAGAGAAAAUAACUCUCAGAAAUAAAGACAAUUUCGGUUGCUAUUAUUCAAGUAUCGGCUUUAUUUCUCUACUCACUUGCUGCGGUGAACAACUCCGAGCUUUGUGUGUCUUUUGGCAGGACAUAAUGUCAGCAUUUGACAUCACAAAGUUUGAUCCUCAGCCCAGCCAAGAGCUCAUUUGCAGUAUUUGCUACUGUGUGCUGACUAAUGCUCUGGAGAGCCGGUGUCGUCAUGUCUUCUGUAAACAGUGUAUUGAGACAUGGCUGCAGCAUCAUCACUCCUGCCCAACCUGUCGAGAUUACCUCCGCAGACACCACCUGAAGCCAGUCUUACCACUGGUACAGAACAUGCUGAAUGCCCUGACCGUGGUCUGUGACUUCCGAGAUAAGGGUUGCCAAGCUCCUGUCACCAUGGAGCAGUAUGAAAAUCACAUAAAAAAUUGUGAAUACCAGACAGUGAAAUGUCCUAAUGGCUGUGAGCAGCUCUUAUUGUUGAAAGACAAGCAAGACCAUGAGCAGAAUACUUGUGAAUUGCGCAUCGUGAAGUGUCAGCUGGGCUGUGAACUAAGCCUACCUUUCCGUCAGAACCUAUCGCACAGUUGUAUUACAGCUCUCAAGGAGCAUAUCAGAGAUAAAGAGAAGCAGCUGGAAGGGGUGGUGGCAUUUCUGCAGAGAAUGGUACAAGCUGUUCAUGACCUCGGCAAGACUCUGGACAUUGAAAGUUCAAGAAGCCAUCUCUUACACCGUUUUCAUGAUAUUACUAGUCAACUGGAACAGGAGCAGCACAUGAUCAACCAGCUGAAAAAACAUUUCAUGUGUUCUGUAUCAUCCGCGAGCCAUGCGAGUGAAGUUACCUCUGAUGUUUCUAUCAGAGCAUUGACUACAUCAUCUUCAUCAUUAUCCAGCUGCACAGCUGCCAAUGCCAGCAACAACAGUAGUUUGCCUCAGAUAAAUUUAGAUGAAGAGAUGGAACAACCACGAACAUCUCUGCUGGAAUCUUUGGUGCAGGAAGCCAUUGGCAGUGGAUCUAGAGACAGGAUGGGAAGCAUAGACCAAGUAGAUGGGUACAGAGAGGGAGACCAGAAUGAAGACAGAAUUCAGAACCGGUGGAGCAUGAACCAAUCACGGAGCAGGCAACACGUGAACAGUACUAACAGAAGCAACCAAGAGAUGGCAGACCCAAGACACCAGGAGACCCUGGAACAGGAAACCGUGGACGUGGGAGCUGCAGAAAACAGCAUCAGCAGUGAAGAUGAAGAAUAUCUCCCAAAUUAUAGAACAUCUGUCCGUCACCUUUCGCCAGAAGUUACAGAGAGUCAUGGCAGCUACAGCUCUGACACCAGUGAUGGCUUGUCUGAUAGCUUUGCCAGCAGUGAUGACUCCGAGUACACUCCCAUCAACUCGUCCCUUGAAACAGAUGAUGACAUCUCGGAUUCAUUUACUGUGACAUCAUAUUCUUUUGACAGUCCUUUGAGUGAAAUUACUGAUGAUUCCAAUUCAGGGAGUCAUGGUGAAGACCACAAUAGAGGCUCUGAGCACUUGGCCUCAGAAAAUGAAUCAUCUGUUGCUGAAAUAAGCAGGCCACCACAAGGAGCUGCUGUGUCAGAAAGCCACAUUUACAGUUAUGGCAGUCCACACUUAGAGGAAGAAGUAGUGGUCAGGGAUGAAGAGUAUCUUCAAGAUGAUAUAGAUCAAGAGAACGACAACCAUGGCAUCAGCAGUUCAGGGCAGGCUGUUUCUCACGUUCAUCCUCAAGAAGCGGGGGUUUGUCUGAGUACUUGUGCCAUGUUUAGACUUCGCAAUGUACUGUAUAAGCCUGACCAUGGAAAUUCCAUUGCUAGUUCUUCACUGUUUCAUGAUGGUCAAAGCCAUACAGUGGACAAACAGGAAGGACCCUGUUAUUCCCAAGAACUCUGCACUGGACAGUCUAAUGUAGACCUCAGUAUGGAUUCACAGAUGCAAAUUGAGAUCAAAGAACAUCAGACAGGAAGCAAAAAUAACUUAUCUCACCUGCAGGACACAAGUAACAUUCAUGACACCUAUCAGAUCAAUGUGGUCAUUAACUCAGAUUCUACCUCACUCAGCGCUGAAGAUGAACAUGAUGAUAAUAAAGAGAUGCCAAACUCGUUUGCACAAACCUCAGAUCAUUCAUCACAUGGUAGUGACACAAUAGAACAACCAGCAUGUUCUUCCUUAUAUGCUGGUGGCUGCUGUCAAAUCACUGGACAGUUUGAAAACAACAGUGCCUAUGCUGGCGUCAGAGUACAGGAUGCAGGGACAGGUAAUGAUGUUGGUGCUGCAGAAACAGAAGCUGUUACUGAAGAGCUUAGUACUAAUGUGCCUGAUGACAGAAGUAGCACCUGGCAUCGGUCCAGAUUUAGAGAUAUCUAUACAAGCUCAGAUACAGAAUCUGAUGACAGCAGGUGCCGCCGGAUGCCCAGAAAUAUCUUGUCUGUUGCCGGCGGCAACACCGAGAACGCUAACAGUCUAGCACCAAAGUGUCAGCAAAGCUUGUUAAGAAAAAAUAAUUUAACUGUGAUCACCCAGGAGGCUGGAUCUUCUGCAAAUGCCUCUCCAGAAAGACCCUGUAGCAAGCGGAAAAGUGCUUGCAUCUUACAAGAACCUGAAUCAAAGCAUCCACGAGUUGAAAGAAAGAUGUGUUCUGAUGGUGGAAGCACUGAGCGAAAUGGUGUAAGCCUUGUGACAGACACAAGAGCAGUACAUCGUAAACAUAGUCAUCGUCUUUCUUCCUCGACACGCUCUACUUCAACUGCAUGUGUAGUCAGUGGCUCCACCUUGCUGUCAAUUAAUUCGAGUGUGUCUGCAGCUUCAGCCUCAUUACCUAAUCCUCCACCAUGGGCGAGGCCAAACCACAUGACAGGCAUGGCUGCUGCAGCAAGCGGUCAGACCAGCUCUAACCUUACCCCAGUUCAUGGCAGCGUGGCUUCCAGGACAAGAUCUAACUGUCGUGGGCUGUCCAUGCAGGCAUCAGUCACUCAGCAGCCAAGGUAUUCACGACAGACCAUAGCAACCUCAGUUGGCAGUGCUUCAGCCAAUGGUCAUGGGCUUGUGCACAUACCAGACAUACCAGUGCCACCCAACACAUAUCAGUUGCUUACUGCUUACGCUGAAGAUGAUGAGACUGACAGCACUUGGACCCCAACAGGAAGUUCCCAGAGUGAAUCUGAUUGAAGAGAAAAGGGUGUUCUUAUGCCACACUUUUUUUUCAAAAUCUUACAAGUAUGGUGUAGCAACUUCUGUGGACAGCUGAAAAUUUACAGCUCCUCACCACUUUUUUUGAGUGGGUUUUUUUUUUUUUUCAAAUUUUUGGUACUUUAGCAGGUUUCUUCAGCAGGUAUGGCUAUUUUCCUUGCUGUAUAUAUAUAUUUUUUAUUAUUGCUUAUUGGUUUUGGUUCAGUAUGUCGUCUUGGGAUGUGUUUAGAUUUGCUACUUUGUCACACCCUUUAAUCAUAGUGUGGAAAAGAAACAUGCUGAAGAAUCAUGCAUCAGUUUUGAAAAAGAGUUGCAUGUGAAAACAUGAGUGUUAACUGCUGAAACUUGGUACUGAGCUUGACAGAUCUUCUGAUUAACCUAAAGCCUUUAGGAUGCAUAUUUGACUAGAUUCCAAAUUAAAACCUUCACCAAGAUUUUUUGUGGGGGAGAGGGGGUUGGAAAAUUGGACUAGAAAUAUUUUGAUUGGAAACCCUGAUGGGUAGGCUGCCAAAUUAGUUAACAGUACACACAUUACCAUGAAAAAUCUGAUUGUCAAAAUUGUACACCAGCCAGUCCAUGCAAUUUUGUACAUUUUGUAGCUCCAGCGUGCACUAAUCCGAUUUCAAACUGGCCAGAGUUACUGAUGCCUAUCAUUUACUCAUAAUCCAAAGAGGCGUCCUUAACCUUUUGCCUAUUCUGCUGUAAUGUUGGAACUCUGACAGUUGAAAGGAGGCCAGUUGUACAUCAUUAUUUGAAAGUGUCUUGCACACUGUCCCAACAAUAUUCGUUUUUUUGCCACUUUAAUGUUUUCAUGUCUAUAUCUCAAGUUUGCACACAUGCUAUUGUCAUACUCACAACCUUUCUCUCCUGUCUGAGCAGACAACAAUCUUUUAUGCAACUUGCUCGCACAACAUCAUUCUCACUUUUGCAUCAUGCAUUCCACUGGAAGCCAGUCAAAUUCCCGCUCUUCUCUUUUCUGUGCACUCUUUAUACAUAUAGUAGCUUCAGUGGGAAUGUGAAUCAGUAGUAUAGUCCAUAACACAUUUUCCUCAAUGUAUCUGCAGGGAUUAGAAUCAUUUAUAAAGACUGUCAGAAGCAGGAAUAUUUUAUCACAGAAUUUUUUUUCCAGAAUAAAAUGACUAGUACAAUU
This is a messenger RNA of Pomacea canaliculata, 4387 nucleotides long. RefSeq lists its product as uncharacterized. The coding region runs from base 16 to 3216 and encodes 1066 amino acids. Gene Ontology annotation, cellular component: plasma membrane signaling receptor complex. Lineage: Eukaryota; Metazoa; Mollusca; Gastropoda; Architaenioglossa; Ampullariidae. The transcript has 4 exons. The record is from RefSeq and is a predicted model, not a curated record. Gene Ontology annotation, biological process: positive regulation of JNK cascade; tumor necrosis factor-mediated signaling pathway; regulation of canonical NF-kappaB signal transduction. Gene Ontology annotation, molecular function: zinc ion binding.